Messenger RNA from Cydia splendana, 3107 nucleotides. It is a transcript of the gene Yif1, whose product is annotated as protein YIF1B. Bases 131 to 1243 code for a protein of 370 amino acids. The record is from RefSeq and is a predicted model, not a curated record. Lineage: Eukaryota; Metazoa; Arthropoda; Insecta; Lepidoptera; Tortricidae. Gene Ontology annotation, biological process: endoplasmic reticulum to Golgi vesicle-mediated transport. Gene Ontology annotation, cellular component: endoplasmic reticulum membrane; Golgi membrane; COPII-coated ER to Golgi transport vesicle. The transcript has 7 exons.
UGAGAUGUCAAACUAAAAUUGAGACAAGUCGCUGAUGAUGUGUUUAAUUCAGCGAAAUAACUGAAAAAGCCUGCUAAUUAUAUUCUUACUAUGUUUCUACUUUACUGCUAGUGUAUAAAUUGUCAUAGAAAUGAAUUUCAAUGCUUCCAGAAAUGUGGGUCAGGCCGGGGGUCUGCGGAAGGCGAAGCGGGUGAGCGACGUGGCGGCGAUGGGCGCCCCGGCCCCGCAGCCGCCGGCGUACAGCCCGGCGCCCGGCUUCAGCCCCGCGCCGUCCUACAGCCCGACGUUUGGCGCGCCGCCGCACCAGGAGGGCAUUCAGCUCGACGCCGGACAGGACUUCGUCGCGCCACCGCAGCCACCUAAUUAUGGCUACAUGGGAGGAUACCCUCAGUCUCCGAUGACUGCCAUGGCCUCUCCAGGUCAGAUCGGCUCCAUGCUGCAACAACCUGUUGUGCAGGACAUGGCGCUGCAGUACGGCAACCAACUAGCGGCAGCGGGACGUGAAGCCGUACAGCGUGAAAUAGGCCGCUACGUGCCAGUCGCGCGGCUGCGGUACUACUUCGCCGUGGACACGCGCUACGUGCUGCGGAAGCUCAUGCUCAUACUGUUCCCCUACACGCACAAGGAGUGGAUGGUAAAAUACGACCAAGAGAGCCCCGUCCAACCACGCUACGACCUGAACGCACCAGACCUGUACCUGCCGGCCAUGGGCUACGUCACCUACGUAUUGUUGGCUGGAUUCAUGCUGGGUCUCCAGCACCGCUUCUCCCCCGAACAAAUCAGCAUGCAGGCGUCCAGCGCGCUCGCCUACAUCGUGUUCGAGAUGCUCGUCUACACCGUCACCCUGUACAUCACGCACACACACACGAACCUGCGGACGCUAGACCUGCUGGCGUACUCCGGGUACAAGUACACGGCCAUGAUAGCCAGUCUGCUGGCCGCGCUGGUCGCGGGCCGGACGGGGUACUACAGUAUGCUGGGGUACUGUAGUAUUGCGCUGUCUUACUUCUUGGUAAAGACGCUCCGCGUGCAGGUGCUGGCGGGCUCGGCGGCGCCCUCGCCGGCGGCGGCGUACGGCUACGGCGCGAACCCCUACGCCGACUCCUACAAGCCCUCCGGCGGCACCAAGCGCCGCGUCUACUUCCUCCUGUUCGUGGCCAUCACGCAACCGUUACUCUGCUGGUGGUUGACCUACCAUCUAGUACCCGCUGCGACUGUAGCGGCUCCGGUGGCGACGCGAUAGCAAACUGACUGAAGAAUGGCAAUUGUCUGUUAAAUGAGGCGUUAAAAAGAAAGAAAUCGCCUUGUAGUAGGAUAUUAAUCUGGGCUAUGUUCAUUUUAGGCGAUGUACAAACUGGCAUCCAAAUCUACCGCGGUGAACGGAGCGAUAGAUUUAAAAAUGCAUGCAAGUAAAUCACUUCGCUCACCGUGACAUAUUGUAAUGUCAAAACCGCUUUAAAUUUGAAUUUAUGGUACACCUUUCUGUUAAGCUGAUCUGAUCACACUGGAAACAAUGUUUCAUCGAUAUCCUUGUAACAAUAACAAACAAAAAAUAAUGGGAAGUAUACCGUUUUUACACAUUAACUUUAUUUACGUUCAAAUUACUUUGUAAGUGAUCUGGGCUAAAACAAAUUCACCUAAUAAUUAUUUCAUCAAUUCAUGAUCAUGCCAAAAAAUCAAAUGAUUUCAAUAUUCUUUGCUUUGCAACCACUCUAUGCAACGACACCUGAAAAUGCAGAUGACAAUUUCAUUUCUCUACCUUAAUUCAAUGAUUAUAAGGUCUAUAUUACAAGCAUAGUUAAACAAAUGUCUGGGCAGCUUGUUUUAAUAAUGAUUCGAAGUUGUUGAUGUGGUAAGAAAUGAUACUAUUUAUCAUCUGCCUCAUUAUAACAGGGUACCCUCAUCGAUACAGUUGACUGACCAUUUGUGAAUCUUGUUUCAACAAGAUAAGGGCUACAGUCAAACAGUCAAGCGUGCUACAAGCGUUCACAAAUAGCAACACUCCUAACUGUACAUCGGUGGACCUUAUUUAUUACAAAUGGCAUAAGGUCCACCGGUGGGCGAUGGUACCAGUAUCAUUAACAUCAGCAUUCAGUACUCUUAACUGACCAACAUUGAACCUUAAAUCUUUGCAAUAAGAUUCAUGAAUUAUCAGUUAACAGUGUAUAUGGGUAUAAUAGCCAAUGUUAUUUUCCUACUAAAAUGACCAUUCGAGUUGAGCAGGAUAAUGUGACUGUCAUUACCGUAAUGAAACCUGUAAUAUAAAUUAGCAAAGUCGUUAGCACAUAGCCGAUCUCAUUUACGAAUUACAUUACAAACACGACGAAAGUACCUAAACUUUUCAUAGGCGCUUAAGCUGUUUUGAAUGUACAGAUUUAGUUUUCUCAGAAAUGGGCUGUGUCCUAACGACUGCUAUUAAUUUACUAUUAGGUAAUUAAACCUUUGUAAAUAAACACCGUUCCAACGGAUUUGAUAACAUUUUGUAAUUUGAAUUGACUUCCUACCUCUAGAUUUGUAUGAAGGGGAACUAUAAAAAAGAUUUCCUUUUUUAAUUUCAGAGUCAUUAUAUAACAAUAAUAUGACACUGCUAGAGUCACCGACUUGAAUAUAACAAAGUGAGGUGGUGUCAUUAUAAACGUCAUAUUUUCAUAGAAAUUUGUCAUUAAUGAAUGACAUUGUCACACUUUGUCAUUGCAAAUGCCAUGCAGAGUUAGCUUGGUCCGAGCCUACCAGUCGAUAAGUCAUAUUAACUGUAAUUUUAGUAAAGGCAACCUUAUUUAAAAAUCUUAGGAAAUAUUUAAAUACCUAUGUGUUGCUUUUUAUCUAUUGUUUUUAGGUACUUACCUAGAUAUAGGCAUUUUACUUAAAUAUACUUUUUUUUAUUUAAGUGUUUCCAUUUUAAACCUUAACUGCAUUUAAAAUUAGCCAGUUUAUUCCCAGUCCAUCAAUUGGUUUUAUGAAAAUUCUAUGUGUGUACAUAUUUACAAAAAAAUACCAACUGCAUUUUGACCGACAUUCGGGCUUAACCGCCUAUCCCCUAUGAUUAUGAUUAUAAACGUGUAUUUUUACUAAUCCUUGCAUUAUAUUAAAAAGCUAGUUUUUUAAAA